Molecule: messenger RNA, 1290 nt
Organism: Strongyloides ratti
Lineage: Eukaryota; Metazoa; Nematoda; Chromadorea; Rhabditida; Strongyloididae
Product: Probable imidazolonepropionase
Exons: 2
Coding region: 1-1290 (429 amino acids)
Cellular component (GO): cytoplasm
Molecular function (GO): imidazolonepropionase activity
Source: RefSeq, a predicted model, not a curated record
AUGUCUUUAAAGAAUAGGCUUCUUUUAAUUAAUUUUAAACAAAUUGUACAGAUUGUUGAUGAUAAUACAACACAAUAUUUAUGUGGUAAAGAAAAAUGUAAUAAUAUUAAAAUAUUGAAUGAUGAAAAAAAGAAGCUUUGUAUUUCAUGUGAUAAUAAUGGAAUAAUUAAUUAUGUUGGUGAUAUAUCAUCAAAUCCUUUUGAUUUAUCUUCUUAUGAUAAUAUUUAUAAUUGUAAUGGUGGUAUUGGUAUACCAGGUUUUGUUGAUGCUCAUACUCAUCCUGUAUUUGCUGGAGAUCGUGUUCAUGAAUUUGCAAUGAAAAUUGGUGGUGCUUCAUAUAUGGAGGUUCAAGCAGCAGGAGGCGGUAUUCAUUUUACAACAACUAAAACUAAUGAAGCAUGUAAAGAAUCUUUAUUAAAUGAUUUUAAAAUAAUUUGUGAUCAAAUGAUGAAAAGUGGUACAACAACAAUUGAAGCAAAAAGUGGAUAUGGUUUAAAUACUGAAUGUGAAAUAAAAAUGUUAGAGGUACUGGAGGAGGCUUCAAAAGAAUUACCAAUUGAAAUAUCAUCUACAUUUUGUGGUGGUCAUGCUGUUCCUAAAGGAUAUAAUGAAGAGGAACAAACUAAUAUUAUUAUUAAAGAUAUGUUACCAAAAAUUUUAGAAUUGAAAAAAAAUGGUAAAUUAAAAUGUCUUGAAAAUAUUGAUGUUUUUUGUGAAAAGAAUGUUUUUGAAAUUGAGAAUAGUAAGAAAAUUUUAAUUGCUGGAAAAAAAGGAGGUUUAAAUGUCAAUUUUCAUGGUGAUGAAUUGACACCACUAGGUGGAGCUGAGAUGGGAGCAUUGAUAAAUGCUAAAGCAAUCAGUCAUCUGGAGGAGGUUAGUGAAAAAGGAAUACAUGAUAUGGCUAUAUCCGGAAGUGUAGCAGUCUUAUUACCAACAACUGCAGUAACCUUAAAACUUCCUCCUCCUCCAGCUAGAAAGAUGAUUGAGGAAAAUGUUAUUGUUGCAUUAGGGUCAGAUUUCAAUCCAAAUGCAUAUUGUUAUGCAAUGCCAACUGUCAUGCAUCUUGCAUGUAUUACCUUUAGAAUGUCAUUGGCAGAAUCCUUAGUAGCAGCAACUAUAAAUUCUGCUCAUUCUAUUAAUCGUGGCUCCACACAUGGAGCUAUUGCUAUUGGAAGAGUUUGUGAUAUUGUUGUCCUUGAUGCAAAUAGUUGGGAACAUAUUAUAUAUAGAUUAAGUGGACAUCAACAUAUUAUUAAAAAUGUUAUUAAAAAAGGUCAAUUACUUUUAUAA